CAUUCUUUGUCGGUGAAAACGCGUUAUCUCCUGUUAUCAGAUUAAGGUUGAAACGCGUUGGCUGUUUUUCGCCGAAAAAAAGUACAAGUAGUGCGUGUUUUGGAGUGUAGUAAGGAGGAUGUUAUCGCGCAGUGCUUUUAAUUUGUUCAGAUACCAACUGAAGUCUCCCAUCAAUCCGGUUACCCAAUGUGGCUAUUUCAUCACUCCCAGUAGAAAGCUAAGCCACGAUCAAACCAACUAUGAUCACCACAGAGAGGAUCACAGCAGUGGCGUUUUGAAAACCGCAGCAACCAUAAUUAGUGGCUCAUUGUUAACGUGCCUUAUUGUAGAGAAACUGAGAAAUGACUCCGCAGAGGUACAUGCGAAAGUUCUCACCUCUAGCCCACCAGACAUUCAAAAUGCCCACAAUGUUGCGCGCUAUGAUUUGCCGGUAAUAUCAAUGGACGAUGUGACGAAACACAAUUCUCCCCAAACUGGCAUAUGGAUCACAUACGGUAUUGGGGUAUACGACAUCACAUCCUUUGUGCCAAAGCAUCCCGGUAGUGACAAAGUGAUGCUGGCAGCAGGAAGCGCCAUCGAUCCUUUCUGGCAUAUCUAUCAGCAACACAACACCAAAGAGGUCCUAAAACUACUUGAGACCUUCCGCAUUGGAAAUCUCAAAGAGGACGACGUUAUUGGGACGAAAGAUUUGGACAAUCCGUGGGCGACCGAACCGAAACGCCACCCAAUAUUGAAGGCAGCUACACAAAGGCCAUUCAACGCAGAACCUCCCGCCUCGGUGCUCGUUGAUAGUUUUCUCACUCCGAAUGAGUUUUUCUACGUGAGAAACCAUUUGCCCGUACCGGAGGUGAACAUUGAAGAGUACGAGCUGGAGAUCGAUGUUGAACUAAACGAUAAAAGUAAAAGGCUGUCGUUUGAAGAGUUGAAGAAACUUCCCAAGCACACGGUCACCGCCACAAUCAUGUGCGGAGGCAAUCGACGUGGAGAAAUGAUGGAAAUCAAACCAAUAAAAGGGCUUCCGUGGGGACCCUCUGCUGUGGGCAAUGCCGAGUGGAGCGGAGUGCGAUUAGUAGACUUAUUGAAAGAAAUGGGAGUGGAGUCGGACGAAACAAGUCAUGUGCAUUUCGAGGGGUUGGACACAGAUCCUACUCACACUCCGUAUGCGGCUUCAAUCCCACUGUCGAAAGCGAUGGAUCCUCGGGGAGACGUGAUUCUUGCGUAUGAAAUGAACGGUCAGCCUUUGAACAGAGAUCACGGCUAUCCACUGAGAGCCAUCGUACCUGGCGUUGUUGGAUCGCGCAAUGUUAAGUGGUUGGGAAGAAUUGUUGUUUCCAAGGAUGAGUCCGAUUCUCACUGGCAGCAAAAUGACUACAAGUCAUUCAGUCCGAGCACAGAUUGGGACACGGUUGAUUUCAAGCGUGCACCAGCAAUUCAAAAUAUGCCAAUAACGUCAGCAAUUUGCACCCCAGCAAAUGGGGACCGACUCGAAGCGAAAGACGGUUAUAUCACGGUUAAAGGAUACGCCUGGUCUGGCGGAGGACAAGCAAUCAUUCGUGUGGAUCUUUCGGUCGACGGAGGCAAUAGUUGGAUCGUCGCAGAUCUGGAUCAGGUGGAGCAAGGCACCGGCAGAGGUAGGCACUGGUCGUGGUCCUUGUGGACGGCGAAAAUUCCUGUCAAGCGCGGCCAAAAGAUUGAGAUCUGGUCCAAAGCCGUCGACGAUAAUUACAAUGCACAACCGGAGACAUUCAAGAAUAUUUGGAAUUUGAGAGGAGUCGUUGGUAAUGCGUAUAGUCGCGUUAAAGUGGAGGUAAAAUAGAGUGAACCCAAGAACUUCGAAUAAAGUUACAUAAUUUAACGAA
Toxorhynchites rutilus septentrionalis is the source of this 1859-nucleotide messenger RNA. RefSeq names its product sulfite oxidase, mitochondrial (gene shop). The transcript is spliced from 5 exons. The coding region runs from base 119 to 1816 and encodes 565 amino acids. Gene Ontology annotation, cellular component: mitochondrion. Gene Ontology annotation, molecular function: molybdenum ion binding; oxidoreductase activity. The record is from RefSeq and is a predicted model, not a curated record. Lineage: Eukaryota; Metazoa; Arthropoda; Insecta; Diptera; Culicidae.